Octopus sinensis (East Asian common octopus) is the source of this 608-nucleotide messenger RNA. RefSeq lists its product as uncharacterized. The record is from RefSeq and is a predicted model, not a curated record. The transcript is spliced from 2 exons. Bases 29 to 592 code for a protein of 187 amino acids. NCBI's taxonomy places the organism in Eukaryota, Metazoa, Mollusca, Cephalopoda, Octopoda, Octopodidae.
UUUGAAUUUAGGAUCCGUAAAAGUAACAAUGGGAGGCCGCCAGUUAAGCACGGCUCUGUCCGAUUUUUUCCUGGCCUUGUCAGCUUAUUUCGUGGCAGUGAAACUAAAAGAAGUAUGCGUCAUCGCAGGACUCGGCAUCUUCAUUCAAGGAAUGGCGGCUAGCAUGGGAGUAGCUCGAUUUUCAAUGGAAAAACCAUACAAGGAUAUCAUCAGAGCACACAUGCUUUUUUCUUUACUGGCGACAUUUGUCGGGAUUCCAUUAUUGUCCAUUGGAUUCUGUAUUUACUAUCAAUUCACAAUGUUAUCGUGGAUUCUCUCUGCAGUUUGCUUUUUGGCCAUUACCUUCAGCUUCUUCAUGGACUCAGAGGUGAAACGCUCGAUAUCAGAACCAAUGGCAGGUAUGGCAAUUAUCAUCAUAAUUGCUCUGUGUCUAUAUCACGAAAACUUGUUUGGAUUUUUAGCUUGUAUUAUAUACAUACUUUCUGGUGUGAUGGUUGGAAGCGAAGGAGUUUGGUUUGGAAUCCUGCGUAUUGAUUUGCUCCAUUAUACUUUGGUUCUUGGUAACCUAGCAUUUUACAAAUCAUUUACAUAAAUGUAAUCAGGAAGUU